Mastomys coucha (southern multimammate mouse) is the source of this 1322-nucleotide messenger RNA. It is a transcript of the gene Magix, whose product is annotated as MAGI family member, X-linked. Bases 1 to 903 code for a protein of 300 amino acids. The record is from RefSeq and is a predicted model, not a curated record. Gene Ontology annotation, molecular function: protein binding. The transcript has 7 exons. NCBI's taxonomy places the organism in Eukaryota, Metazoa, Chordata, Mammalia, Rodentia, Muridae.
AUGGACUCUCGCGCUGGGAACACCGCAGACCAUAGAGGGAGCAGAAGAGGUACUGGCUUGGCGGACUUGUCAGCUCUAGUACGAAAGGCGGGAGCCACAUUGCGCCUGCGCCACAAGGAGGGUGUUAGUGGCCUGGAUUCUGCAGAUAUAGAAGUCACAGACAGUCGUUUGCCUCAUGCCACUCUUGUGGAACAUCGAUCUCAGCAUCAAAGGUCUGAGUCUCUGGGUAAAUGUGUGGAGCCACUUCCAGUAACCCAGAAUAAGGCAAGCUAUGCUUUGAAACUACCCCAAGCCACUGGCCGAUUUUCUGUGGAGCUGGUCCGAGGUCCUGCUGGCUUUGGUUUCACUUUAAGUGGAGGCCGAAAUGUAUCUGGGGAUGCUCCAUUGGCCGUGCGUGGACUGCUGAAGGAUGGUCCAGCACAGCGAUGUGGUCAUUUGCAGGCUGGUGACCUCGUGCUCUACAUUAAUGGGCAGUCAACAGAGGGCCUCACUCAUGCCCAAGUGGUGGAGAGGAUUCGAACUGGAGGCCCCCGCCUUUGCCUGGUACUUCAACGGCCUCAAGAGAUGGAUGGCAGUAGGAGCGAGGAGGCUGGAGGACAUCAGAAGACAGUUUGUAGCCCAGAUCCUAGGGAAAGCAGGAUGAUGGAGUCUCGCAGCACCAUUUACCCAGUUCACCACCGGCCCAAGACCCGGACCAGUCUGGGACCUAGUUCAGAGGCAGUGGUUAUUGGCCACGUGGUUCGUGCAGCGGAGCACCCCACAGAAGACCUGGAAGAUCCUAUCUCUGGUACCCCUGGGCCCUGGCUGGUGCCGAGCGAGGACCAGCUUUCGCGGGCUCUAGGGGUUCGGGGUCGGGACGCGCGGCCCGCUCAGGAGAUGGCAGCCGGAAGGCGGAGGCAUUGAGCACCACUAGACAGCUCUGUGCUCACUAGAACCAGAAAACUGAGGUCCAGCACUGAGGCCAAAGAAGACUUCCCUGGAAUUACCCAGCACAGGGUACUGGCUGCCUAGGCUCAAAGCAGAUUGAUGAUAGUCGCUAAUAUCCACCAGGCCGAUCAUCAGGUCCCGUUCCCACUCAGUCUCUGCAGCACUAUCAGCACCACUACCCAAACUCUGCAAACUGACUGCAUCCUCCCCAUCCUAGUUUGGUACCAGUUGACUACAGAACCUGAUCUGACCCAAUCAGGAACACCUUACUCUUUUUAUUCAUCUCACUUAUUAUGAACAUUUACACCAGAUCUGGGGGGGGGGGAGGAUUAAGUCUUAAUACCCCAGAUCUUUCCUGUUAGGUAAUAUAUAGCAGUGGUUCUCAACCUUCCUAA